AUGAAGUUUAAACCAGACUUUUCUCUGAGAGAAAGUGAUGGUCUUUUGAGCCGUCCUGUUUUUACUCAAGAGCCACAUGAUGUCAUUUUUCCUUUGGAUUUAUCAAAAUCUGAGAUCAUCCUGAAUUGUGCUGCUAAUGGUCACCCUUCACCUCAUUAUAGGUGGAAGCAAAAUGGCACAGACAUUGAUUUUACCGUGAGUUAUCACUACAGGUUGGAAGGAGGCAGUCUUGCAAUCAGUAGCCCCCACACAGAUCAAGUUAUUGGCACGUACCAGUGCCUGGCCACCAAUCUUCUGGGGACAAUUCUGAGUCGGAAGGCAAAGCUCCAAUUUGCAUAUAUUGAAGACUUUGAAACUAAAACAAGAAGCACGGUAUCUGUCCGAGAAGGUCAAGGUGUGGUGCUUCUCUGUGGCCCACCACCACAUUUUGGAGAUUUAUCUUAUGCAUGGACCUUCAAUGAUAACCCCUUAUAUGUCCAAGAGGACAAUAGGCGAUUUGUAUCUCAAGAAACGGGAAACUUGUACAUUGCCAAAGUGGAACCAUCAGAUGUGGGCAACUACACUUGCUUUAUAACAAACAAGGAGGCCCAGAGAAGUGUUCAAGGUCCACCCACUCCAUUAGUGCAGCGUACUGAUGGUGUGAUGGGGGAAUAUGAACCAAAGAUUGAAGUGCGUUUUCCUGAAACUAUACAAGCUGCAAAGGAUUCAUCUGUAAAACUGGAAUGUUUUGCCCUUGGAAAUCCAGUACCUGAUAUUAGUUGGAGAAGGUGGGAUGGAAGCCCGUUGCCAGGAAAAGUCAAGUACAGCAAAACCCAAGCUAUCCUUGAAAUACCAAACUUUCAACAAGAAGAUGAAGGCUUUUAUGAGUGCAUUGCAAGCAACCUUCGAGGAAGAAACCUUGCAAAGGGUCAACUCAUUUUUUAUGCUCCUCCAGAAUGGGAACAGAAAAUCCAGAAUACAUACCUCUCCAUCUAUGACAGCUUGCUUUGGGAAUGUAAAGCUAGUGGAAAGCCAAACCCUUGGUACACGUGGUUAAAAAACGGUGAACGACUCAACCCAGAGGAGAGAAUUCAAAUAGAAAAUGGGACACUCAUCAUAACGAUGUUGAAUGUGUCGGAUUCUGGUGUCUACCAAUGUGCUGCAGAAAACAAAUAUCAGAUAAUUUAUGCAAAUGCUGAAUUGAGAGUUUUAGCCUCAGCUCCAGAUUUCUCCAAAAGUCCUGUUAAGAAAAAUUCAUUUGUUCAAGUUGGUGGGGAUAUUGUUAUCGAAUGCAAACCAAAUGCUUUUCCCAGGGCAGCUAUCUCUUGGAAAAGAGGAAUGGAGACCCUUAGACAAAGCAAAAGAAUAUUUCUAUUGGAGGAUGGCAGCCUGAAAAUAUACAAUGUUACUAGGUCAGAUGCUGGAUCAUAUACGUGCAUGGCCACAAAUCAGUUUGGCACUGCAAAGAACACUGGCAGCCUCAUUGUAAAAGAGAGAACUGUCAUUACCAUCCCACCUUCCAAAAUGGAUGUUACAGUUGGCGAGAGUAUAGUGCUACCAUGCCAGGUGUCGCAUGACCCCUCCAUUGAAGUGGUAUUUAUAUGGUUUUUCAAUGGAGAUGUCAUAGACUUAAAAAAAGGAGUGGCUCAUUUUGAAAGGAUUGGAGGAGAAUCUGUUGGGGAUUUGAUGAUAAGGAAUAUUCAGUUAAAUCAUUCAGGAAAAUAUCUCUGCACGGUACAAACAACUCUAGAAAGUUUAUCUGCAGUAGCGGAUAUCAUUGUGAGAGGUCCACCAGGUCCUCCUGAGGACGUGAAAGUGGAAGACAUUUCCAGCACUACUUCUCAACUAAGCUGGAGACCAGGCCCAGAUAAUAACAGUCCCAUUCAAAUAUUUACUAUUCAGACUCGGACACCAUUUUCUGUGGGUUGGCAGGCUGUUGCUACAGUUCCAGAAAUUCUCAAUGGCAAGACAUACAAUGCAACAGUGGUUGGUUUGAGUCCCUGGGUAGAAUAUGAAUUUCGUGUUGUUGCCGGCAACAGUAUUGGGAUUGGAGAACCAAGUAAACCAUCAGAAUUGUUAAGAACUAAAGCAUCAGUCCCUGUUGUGGCGCCAAUAAACAUCAAUGGAGGUGGAGGAAGUCGGUCUGAACUCGUCAUUACGUGGGAGUCAAUUCCAGAAGAACUUCAGAAUGGGGAGGGAUUUGGAUAUAUCGUCAUGUUCCGGCCAGUGGGCUCAACAACCUGGACCAAGGAGAAAGUAGCAUCUGCGGAAUCAUCAAGAUUUGUUUACAGAAAUGAAAGUAUCAUCCCACUUUCUCCCUUUGAAGUCAAAGUGGGUGUGUAUAAUGAUGAAGGAGAAGGAUCCCUGAGUACGGUGACCAUUGUCUACUCCGGGGAAGAUGAACCUCAACUGGCCCCAAGAGGAACUUCUGUCCAGAGUUUUUCUGCUUCUGAAAUGGAGGUUUCAUGGAAUGCUAUUGCCUGGAAUAGAAACACGGGAAGAGUGCUGGGCUAUGAGGUCUUAUACUGGACAGAUGACUCCAAGGAAUCCAUGAUUGGUAAAAUUAGAGUUACUGGAAAUAUCACAACCAAAAACAUCACAGGGCUGAAAGCUAAUACCAUCUACUUUGCUUCCGUGAGAGCUUACAACACGGCUGGGACAGGGCCCUCAAGCCCCCCAGUCAAUGUUACCACCAAAAAGUCUCCUCCAAGUCAACCACCAGCAAACAUUGCCUGGAAGCUGACCAACUCUAAAUUAUGUUUGAACUGGGAGCAUGUAAAAACCAUGGAAAAUGAGUCUGAAGUUUUGGGAUACAAGAUUCUGUACCGGCAAAACAGACAGAGUAAGACUCAUAUUUUGGAAACAAACAAUACAUCAGCUGAGCUUCUGGUACCAUUUGAAGAAGACUACCUAAUUGAAAUAAGAACAGUCAGUGAUGGUGGGGAUGGAAGCAGCAGUGAGGAAAUUAGGAUUCCAAAAAUGUCAAGUUUGAGUUCCAGAGGAAUUCAACUCUUAGAACCUAGCACGCAUUUUCUGUCAAUUGUCAUUGUGAUUUUUUACUGUUUUGCUAUUCAGCCACUUAUCCGAUGA
This is a messenger RNA of Saimiri boliviensis boliviensis (Bolivian squirrel monkey), 3069 nucleotides long. The record is from RefSeq and is a predicted model, not a curated record. NCBI's taxonomy places the organism in Eukaryota, Metazoa, Chordata, Mammalia, Primates, Cebidae.